CCAGCACAGCAGAAUCAGGGGAGGGACGCCAGCAUAAGCUCCCGGUUUCACUGCUCACACAAGGAGAGGACAGGCUGAGGAGAGGCUGGAAACUGAUGGUGAUGCGGCUUUGAUUUAAACCGCUUGCUCUAGGAAAAUUAAUCGGGAAUUUGAGAGAAACCGUAUUUGGACAAUAUGGAGAUGUCAGAAUCAGUCUCACAGCAGGAGCGGCUCCAGGCUAUUGCAGAGAAAAGGAAAAGACAGACAGAAAUUGAGAACAAGAAAAGACAACUAGAAGAUGAUCGACGACAGCUUCAGCACCUCAAGUCAAAGGCGCUGCGGGAAAGAUGGCUGCUGGACGGUGCGCCCACUGCCGGAUCUGAAGAGGAUGAGACCAAGAAACAGCUCCUCGAGGACGAGGCCAAAACUAGAGACCUAGAGGAGAAUAUCAUCAGAAUGGAGAGAGAGCUGGAGGAACUAGAGACAGGUGUGUCUGCAACAUCCACCAAAGAGAACCUGAAAGAUGCCGUACAGGAAGACAACACCAAUGCACUUGAAACAAAGGUUGUGACAGACGCUGUUAAAGAGGUCAAAGUUCACAUCAGUCCUCGUCUGGUGAAAUCCGGAGGUGACUAUGACAAGAUGAGAGCAGCGAUGUACUCCGUAGAGAUUACGGUUGAGAAGGACCUGGUGACUGGGAAGACCAAAGUCCUGUCCACUAACACACUGCUUCCCAAAGACCUCUCGCAACAAGGGGUCAAGGUCUAUGAGGAUGAACAGAAAGUGGUGCAUGAGGUCCGCACUGUGGAUGGCGUAGUAACCAAUGGUGUUCACCAGCUCAGCUCUACAGAGGUGGAAGAGCUCCUUCACAAAGCUGAUGAGGUCACCAUGACUGAGAGCAGAAAGGCCACACCUAAACUGGAACGAGGGAAAGCCGAAGAAACCAAGAAAGUGAAAGAUAUAGUCCCACCUGCGACUGUCUCCGGCCCCAUGAAGGAGAUCACGGGUAUGGAAGCGAAACCCAGGGCCCCCCAGACAGAAGUGGGCGGGGCCAGUGCAGAGAAACCGGUUACCAUGGUAUUCAUGGGUUACCAGAAUGUGGAAGAUGCGGACGAAACGAAGAAGGUUCUAGGGCUGGAAAGUACAACUGUGAGGGCAGAGGUGGUGGUCAUUGAGGAUGGAGAUGCCAAGACCACCGCCACAGACACAAAGCAGGAACAGGCGCCUCCUAAUGGCAGUCCAGCAGAUCCACCAAAGGCAGAAGACCCCGAGGCAGCUGGCGAGGCAGGGCAACCAGAGGGGGGCGCUGCUGAGGUCAAAAGCAAGGAGAAACAACCCUGCAAGUGCUGCACCAUCAUGUGAGUCCUUGCAGACAAGGAUUUUAUUGAUGGGAUGCAACAACAUACACAGCGAACAAUAGCAAGGCAGAGAAUAAACGUUCACUAUCUUUUGAUAGAACGCUGUUGUUUCUUUAAUUGAUUUUUAGCUGUUUUAUAUCCUCUAUUUUCCCUCUUCCCCCUUGAUACCCUCUAACCUCAUUUCAACUUCAUGCAUUUUAUUUUAUUUUUCUGGUUUUAUUGUGCCUGAAAUGAAUCAUUCUCACAUACUUGUGAGAGAGGUCUGAGGAGGAUUUUCUCUUUAACUGAACCGAGUUGAUCAACAUCCAACAAACCUCUUUAUCAGCAUUAACUUCACACGGAGUUUGUUUUCUUUCCAUAUGUGGACUCAAUUAUCUCUGUAUAACUAAAACAUAUCUGAGCCAUUUAUUUUUGAAAAGCUAUUUAUUUUGUUCUUCGUUCCCUUGUUAAAAACCCCAAAUUUUUGCAAAGCAUGAUGUGUUGCGUGCUAUCCAAAGUAUUUUCACUGAACACAACAGCGGUUUGCGUUGUGCUUUAUUUAUUGCUUAUAAAGCUGUGAGAAACAUUUAGGUUAUUAUUUUCUUGUAGUCGUCCUGAGCUUCUGGGAUUUAUAGAACACACUACACGGUUGCUUAAAAAUGGCCGAACCAUAUAUAUAGUGAUAGUGUCCAUCAUGUUUUCAUGCGGUAAAGGGACAUUUCACCCAAAAAUGAAAAUUCUGUCAUUAUUCAAUCACUCUCAG
Molecule: messenger RNA, 2079 nt
Organism: Triplophysa rosa
Lineage: Eukaryota; Metazoa; Chordata; Actinopteri; Cypriniformes; Nemacheilidae
Gene: palm1a
Product: paralemmin 1a
Exons: 9
Coding region: 175-1341 (388 amino acids)
Biological process (GO): regulation of cell shape
Cellular component (GO): membrane
Source: RefSeq, a predicted model, not a curated record